This is a messenger RNA of Mobula hypostoma (lesser devil ray), 3424 nucleotides long. RefSeq names its product beta-taxilin-like. Bases 148 to 3339 code for a protein of 1063 amino acids. The record is from RefSeq and is a predicted model, not a curated record. Lineage: Eukaryota; Metazoa; Chordata; Chondrichthyes; Myliobatiformes; Myliobatidae. Gene Ontology annotation, molecular function: syntaxin binding. The transcript has 10 exons.
UGUUUCCCCUGGGCCCCUGCACAUACAGAGCUGACCAGGGUUAUUUUUAGCCAGAGUCAUUCCUUUACGCCUGCAAUCAGCUGUCCCGUCACUCGAAGCAGUUUGCUCCUCAAAGAGCACGGACGGACAGAGGCACGUCACUCAGAGAUGGACUGCCGUGACACUCACAACCCUCCUGAUGGGACUGGGGUAGAGGAGCCCGGCCAACACCCAGCAUCAGACCCUAGCACCCACGAGCCGGAGAAGCGAGUAGCAGACGAGCCUGUGGCCUCACCACUGCCCGAUCCAGACCCGAAACUCCCCAGCACCCCAGGUCAGUCACCAGUGGAAUCGGCUCCCCCCACACUGAAGGAGGAGGCUCCCCCUGAGAGAGAGCCGGCAGGGGAGGCUGACAUUGGGGAGGAGCUGGACAGGCAGCUGGAAGACAUCAUCAGAACCUACGGGGGCUCCGGGGAAAACUCAAAGGGAAAGGAGGCUGAAGAAGAGGCGGAGGGGUGCGAGGCUUUAAACAAUGAAGAAGUGGAGACCCAGGAAGAGGGGGAGAAGGAGUUGCCAGGUCCUACAACCACUGGCAACACCAACAAGGAGAUGGGUAAGGAACAGAAGCCAGAGAAGAAAAGACUGAAAGGACUGGGGAAGGAGGUUGCUACUUUGAUGCAGACUCUAAACAAGAUAAGCUCGCCCGAGGAGAGGCAAGAAAUUCUGUUGCUGAAGUACUCAGAACUGCUGGAGGAGUACCGGGGUGAGCAGAAACAGAGGAAGUCACUCCAGAGGAAACAGGUUCAGCUCACCAAGGAGAAGGACCACCUGCAGGGUGAGCACACCAGGGCAAUCCUGGCCCGCAGCAAGCUUGAGAGUCUGUGCCGGGAACUUCAAAGACACAACAAGACCCUCAAGGAGGAGAGUUUGCAGCGGGCGAGGGAAGAGGAGGAGAAACGCAAGGAGGUGACCAAACAUUUCCAGGACACCCUGGCCGACAUCCAGUCCCAGAUAGACCAGCACACCCAGCGGAACGUCAAACUGCACGAGGAAAACACUGAGCUCUCCAGCAAGCUGAAAGACAUCAUUGAACAAUACGACUUGCGAGAGGAGCACUUCGAGAAGGUCUUCAAGCACAGGGACCUACAGCAACAACUGGCGGAUGCAAAACUCCAACAGGCACAAGAAUUGCUGAAGGAGGCCGAGGAACGAUACAGCCAAGAACGGGAAUAUCUCCUGACCCAGGCUGCAGAGUGGAAGCUGCAAACCAAUGUGAUGAAGGAACAAGAGACACUGCUCAAGGCCCAGCUGAAACUGUACUCAGAGAAGUUUGAGGACUUCCAGGGGACGCUGGCAAAAAGCAAUGAGACAUUCUGCAGCUUCAAGCAAGACAUGGAAAAGAUGACAAGAAAAAUGAAGAAGGUUGAAAAGGAGACAUUAAUGUGGAAGACCAAGUGGGAAUCCUGCAAUAGAGCUCUCCUGGGUAUGAUCGAGGAGAGGGAAAUGCGUUCCAAGGAAUACGAGUGCUUCCAGCUGAAGAUCAAGAGGCUGGAGAACUUGUGCAGGGUGCUGCAGGAGGAGAGGACAGAGCUCUACAGGAGAAUCAUGAGCAUGCGGAGCAAGGCAGUCGACUCGGAAACUCUGCAUGAUGACGAGGCAGACUUCGAAGAGGGGGAACUGGGCUCCACCACAAGUUUUGGUUUGGGGGGAAGGCAACUACAAGACUUACCUGCGGCAGCUGGCGCACACUCCGCAGAAGGUGGGCAAGAUGAUGAUGGUUCCCCACAGACCCAGCCAGCCAAACCACCGUUACUGCAGCAGCUGCCAGAGCUGAUAAGGGCUGUGGGCCCAGUUCCACAAACAAUCCUGGAGUCGGGCUCAGAGUCAUCUCCAGCUCCAGUCCCUGCUUCCAGUCUAGUCCCUGUUUCUGCUCCCAGUCUGGUUCCUGCUCCAGAUUGUGCGUCUCUUCUGGCUUCAGAUCCCAGUCCCUUCAGUCCUCUCACUCCCACAAUCACUCCACUUCCCGCUUCCAAUACUAUUCCCAGUCCAGCUCUCAUUCCCACUGCUGCUCCAGUCCUUCAUCCUGCUCCCACUCCUGUUUUUAAUCCAGUUCCUAGUCCCACUGCUGCUCCUGCUCCAACUCCCACUAAAGUUCCAGUUUCCACUCUAGAAUCUGCUGUGGUUCCCCCUCUAGAUCCACACCUGGUUCCAGUGCCACUUGCUUUUCCUGCUGCAGCUCCCUCUCUAGUUCCUAUCCCAGAGAUCCAGACUCCAGUUCCUAUGCCAGAGAUCCAGACUCCAGUUCCUACUCCAGCUCCUAUUCCAGAGAUCCAGACUCUAGUUCCUGCUCCAGUUCCUGUGCCAGAGAUCCAGACUCCAGUUCCUGCUCCAGAGAUCCAGACUCCAGUUCCUGCUCCAGUUCCUAUUCCAGAGAUCCAAACUCCAGUUCCUGCUCCAGCUCCUAUUCCAGAGAUCCAGACUCCAGUUCCUGCUCCAGCUCCUACUCCAGAGAUCCAGACUCCAGUUCCCGCUCCAGCUCCUAUUCCAGAGAUCCAGACUCCAGUUCCUGCUCCAGCUCCUAUUCCAGAGAUCCAGACUCCAGUUCCUGCUCCAGCUCCUACUCCAGAGAUCCAGACUCCAGUUCCCGCUCCAGCUCCUAUUCUAGAGAUCCAGACUCCAGUUCCUGCUCCAGCUCCUACUCCAGAGAUCCAGACUCCAAUUCCUGCUCCAGUUCCUAUGCCAGAGAUCCAGACUCCAGUUCCUGCUCCAGAGAUCCAGACUCCAGUUCCCGCUCCAGCUCCUAUUCCAGAGAUCCAGACUCCAGUUCCUGCUCCAGCUCCUAUUCCAGAGAUCCAGACUCCAGUUCCUGCUCCAGCUCCUACUCCAGAGAUCCAGACUCCAGUUCCCGCUCCAGCUCCUAUUCCAGAGAUCCAGACCCCAGUUCCUGCUCCAGCUCCUACUCCAGAGAUCCAGACUCCAAUUCCUGCUCCAGUUCCUAUGCCAGAGAUCCAGACUCCAGUUCCUGCUCCAGAGAUCCAGACUCCAGUUCCCGCUCCAGCUCCUAUUCCAGAGAUCCAGACUCCAGUUCCCGCUCCAGCUCCUAUUCCAGAGAUCCAGACUCCAGUUCCUGCUCCAGUUCCUAUGCCAGAGAUCCAGACUCCAGUUCCUAUGCCAGAGAUCCAGACUCCAGUUCCCGCUCCAGUUCCUAUGCCAGAGAUCCAGACUCCAGCUCCUAUUCCAGAGAUCCCUACUCCUGCUCCCACUCUGGGUCAAACAGAACUUUCCACAGCAGAGCCAACAGCUGCUCAGGCUGUGGGGUCGGAGGGAAUGGAAGUCACUGAUGUGAAUGCUGUUGACUGACGGAAAUGUAUAGUCAGGUAUUCCCAAUUACUUCUUGCCAUUAAAGCAUUAAUUUAUUUUCCGUUAUUGGGUGCCGUUAUUUUAU